UACUUGCAGCGGAGAUUCUUUCUUCUUUCACCACCGGGUUCGAUACGGGUGAGACUCGUUGACUCACUGAGAUGAUGAUGCGGAAUAUAGCUGCUUCUGCUUCUUUUUAUUGCAGCAGCAGGAGAUGGAGAGGUUUUGCAAAGUGGGUGGAAUACAAGAUGCACAAAGGUUGUUCUUUGAGAUGCAAGAUUGUGGCCAACUUCCAAAUUUUCAAACUUAUGUUGUUCUACUGGAUGGCCUGUUUAAAAACCGACAACUUUCCAGGGCAAUGCAAUUGUUUAGAGAGAUCGAAGCGAAGAAGUUGGAUGUUAAUAUUGUGGUUUACACUGUUCUUAUUGAAGAUUUGUUCAUAGCUGGAAAAAUUGAAUCUGCAAGGGAUCUCUGAUGCAUCAAUCUCUUUUGUGGUUUAUCAUCAAAAGGACUUCAACCUAAUGUGUAGACAUACAAUAUAAUGAUUAAUGGACUAUGUAUCGGGGGUGUAAAAAGUGAAGCAGAAAAGUUGCUUGUCGAAAUGGAAGAGAAAGGCUGUUCUCCAGAUGGUUGCACAUAUAACACAAUUAUCAGAGGGUUUAUCAGUAACAAUGAGACAUCAAGAGCGAUGGUACUUAUUCAACA
Messenger RNA from Prunus mume (Japanese apricot), 615 nucleotides. The record is from RefSeq and is a predicted model, not a curated record. Lineage: Eukaryota; Viridiplantae; Streptophyta; Magnoliopsida; Rosales; Rosaceae.